This is a messenger RNA of Labeo rohita (rohu), 1979 nucleotides long. RefSeq lists its product as uncharacterized. Gene Ontology annotation, molecular function: protein homodimerization activity; protein heterodimerization activity. The record is from RefSeq and is a predicted model, not a curated record. The transcript has 8 exons. Gene Ontology annotation, biological process: angiogenesis; cell adhesion. Lineage: Eukaryota; Metazoa; Chordata; Actinopteri; Cypriniformes; Cyprinidae. Bases 147 to 1091 code for a protein of 314 amino acids.
AAUAAUAUUCUUAUCGUUAUUUGGGUGUGGCUAAAAACAGUCAUAUAGAAAGUGAAAGCAGCUUAGCUCGACACAGUGUGUCCUUCACGCUUUGCUCGGUUGUAUUCCUCUCUUUGUCCAUGUGAAGAGCAUUUACGCGAGUCAGCAUGGCUUCAUUGAUUAUUAUGGUUUUUGCUGUAUUUUCUUUCUUCAUCACAGCUGUGACGCCCAGUGGAGAUUUUUGGACAUUGAACUGCCCAUCAUCUAUAGUUGCAAUUGCUGGUCAGACCACAGUUAUCAGCUGCAAUUUCAAAAAUAUCCAAGAAAUUAACAUAGUUGCAGUUGUUUUAAAAAAAGACAUGGAGGAGGACACAACUUUUCAAAUGUACAAGGGUGAAACUUCAGGAAAUCAACGCUUUAGUCUUAAAAACCAAAAAAUGGGUCCAUCGCUGCAAAUCUCUGAAACUAUGUUUUCAGAUGAGGGCAAAUAUCUAUACCGUGUUGUAACAGACAGAGGUGCAAAAGAGGUCCAACUUAGCAUCAGUAUCACAGCCAAGUAUAAAGAUCCCAUCACAAGUACAUGGCCUGAAAAAGUAACAGAAGGAGGACCUGUCGACCUUUACUGCAAUGCUACUGAUGGCUACCCAGCAGGCUUCAUCCACUGGUUUGACGGUUCUGGAACCAACUGGACCAUGAAUUCAGAGAUGAUAAAAACCAACAAAGACAGCAACAGUGUAAAAUCUGUGGCUUUGUCUAGCAAACUGACAUUCAAGACUAUCAACUUCGCCUUUGCACCAUUUACAUGCAUCGUCUUUAACAGCAAAUAUGUAGAAGAUGGAAAAAGCACACUGCAGAUUCAAUCUGCUAGAAGUGGCGAACAAAGUGAUUCUUCUGGAUCUAAUACAACAAACAUUGUUGCUGGUGUGAUGGUCAUCGGAUCGCUUAUUGUCGGCCUGCUGUUUGCUCUGUUGCUUUUCAGGAAAAAAAAAUAUAAUGGUAGACGACCUUCUGCCCAUCCUAUUCUAAGUUAUGAACAGGGAAAUACUGCUGAAGAUGAUGUGGAAAAUGGUGAAACAGUUCAGAGCACUGAAGCUUCUACUAUCAAGAGAUGAAACUGAAACUAUAAGCCCUGAUUUUCCUACUGAGGUCAGCACAGUCGCCAUUUGACUAAAACAAAAGUGAAGGCAUACAGAAAAUGGAAUCUGUUUCAGCGUUCUGUAGUAUGUGGGGCAAUAAUGACUAUAAGAUCACAGUACUUAAUGCUUAAUCAGUUAACUUCUUUUUACAUUUACAAUCAAAAGUGGUUUAUAAAUCAUGUACACUAAUACCUGUCAGAUAAUUACUACAUCAAUGUGAAAAAGAACUUUUUGGAGGUUUUCUGAAAAUUUAAGGAAAGAUUUUGCAAAAUGUUGUCGAUAUUAGUAUGAUUUAUGGCUGUCAAAGAUAAUGUGAAAUUUGUUAAAUACUGUAUGUCAGUGAUAUAUAACUGUAACCAGCUUAUACAACAAUAACCAUGCAAUAUUAUUACUAUUUCACUUUUGCUCUGCUUUCUUAAGUCUGGUUAGAAAUCAUAAAUCAUUAUUCAAGACUAUUUUACAAAUUUAACAAAAUGACAGCCAUAAUGUUCAGAAAUAUUAAAUAAUAUCUAAAUAUAUUUCUGUAAAAAUUGUUUUGUAUCUUUGUAAGAAGUUUAUCCUCACUACUGUCAAUUUUGGUUUUACUAACUGAGGGGUUUAUGGUAAUAUUUCUCUGUAAAGCAUCUUAGUAACAAUAUUCUUGCUUAUUAAGUAAGCGUUAUACAAAUACAUUUGAAUUCAAUUGAAAACACAGCAAAUAUUAAUAGCAUUAAUGCAAAAAAAUUUAUUUCACAUAAAGUUUUUUGUAAUUGUGUUUGCACUGCUGUCAUUGCAUCACUGGUCACUAACGCUUCACCUGAGUGGCAACUCUCAAAUAAAAAGUUAUAACUUCGUUUUUAAAUUCUGUUGCAGUGAUUGAUUUUU